UGCUCAAAAAAAAGCAAGAGUUCAAAAAAAAAGGAAGAAUAAAGAAUCCGGGCCUCCUCAAAAAAAAUUACAAUAUGAAUUGGAAUCUGAAGAUGGUGAUGAACAAUAUAAAGGUGACGAUGAUAAAUUAGAAGAUACAUCCGAAAAAGUUGAUAAUAGGCUUGAAAAAGUUGGUGAAAAAGACGAAAAAGUUGAUGUAAAUUUUAAUAUCAAAAAUAUAUGCGAAAGUAUUGUUCAAGAAAUUUGCGAGAAACUAAAAAAAACAACUAAAGACGAAAUCAGCAAGUUUCUUAAUGAAAUGAGAUCCGAAAUUAGAGAAAAUUUAAAAUAG
This is a messenger RNA of Dentiscutata erythropus, 331 nucleotides long. The record is from the annotation of a GenBank genome assembly. Lineage: Eukaryota; Fungi; Glomeromycota; Glomeromycetes; Diversisporales; Gigasporaceae.